Molecule: messenger RNA, 1341 nt
Organism: Ostreococcus lucimarinus CCE9901
Lineage: Eukaryota; Viridiplantae; Chlorophyta; Mamiellophyceae; Mamiellales; Bathycoccaceae
Gene: CTPA
Product: D1 proceesing peptidase
Exons: 2
Coding region: 1-1341 (446 amino acids)
Biological process (GO): proteolysis
Molecular function (GO): protein binding; serine-type peptidase activity; endopeptidase activity
Source: RefSeq, a predicted model, not a curated record
AUGGGGCCGACGGCGCGCGCGCGCGCGGCGGCGGCGGCGGCGGCGGCGGCGGCGGCGGCGGUGGCGGCGGCGACGACGUUCGGGACGCCCGCGGCGUUCGCGGAUGACGUCGCGCGCGGUCGAGGGGACGCGCGGACGAAAUCUGUGUCGUCGGCGGUGGAACUGGUGAGCGAGAUCGCGGCCGAAGCGGCGGAGGCGGAGGCGGAAUCGGAGGGCGCGACGGACGCGACCAUCUUGGACGAAGCGUGGGGGUUGGUUUUCGACAACUUUUUACCGGCGAGAAAAUCUGAGUCGGACGGAUUCGAUCGCGCGGCGUGGGAGGCGAUCAAGGCCGAACACGAGGCGAAUCCGCCUCAAAGUCGCGAGGAGGCGUACGAGAUGAUUAAGUCGAUGCUGGGGACGCUCGGGGAUAAGUUUACGCGCUUCAUCGAGCCGGAUCGGUUCACUUCGAUGUUGAAAUACGACAUCACCGGCGUCGGUUUGAACAUCGCGGAAGAUGCGGACGACCCUGAACGCGUGCGCGUGCUGGGAAUGGUGCUCGACUCGAGCGCGAUGAAGGCUGGAGUGGCGCAGGAUGAUGAAAUCGUCGCCGUCAACGGCGAACUCGUGCGCGGCUUGAGCGCGUUUCAGGUGUCUUCGCUCAUUCAAGAGGCUGACGGGAAGAGCGUGGAUCUAACAAUCUCGCGCACAGGCGAAGACGUCCCGCGCGUCGUUUCUCUGACGCGAGACAGUCAAUUCGAAGCGCCGAAAAGUCCAGUGAGCAUGCGUCUGGAGGGCGGACACGUCGGUUACAUUCGGCUUCGCGAGUUCAACUCGCUCGCCGAGCGCGAUAUCGCGAGAGCGAUCACGGAUUUAAGGACGCAAGGAGCAGACGCGUAUAUUCUAGACUUACGCGACAAUCCUGGGGGAUUAGUGCAAGCUGGUGUGGAGAUUGCUCGAUUAUUUUUACCUGCGGAUUCGACCAUCGCGUACACCGAAGGUCGAGUCGUCGCCGGAGGCGCGAUCACGACGUCGAAAAAUGACCCUGUCGUCGCCGCUGACGUUCCGCUGGUUGUUCUUGUCAACGGCAGAAGCGCUUCUGCGAGCGAAAUUUUAACCGGCGCUUUGAAGGACAACUGUCGAGCGACUGUGGUCGGGAGUAAGACGUACGGCAAGGGUUUGAUUCAGAGCGUGUACGAACUCAGUGAUUUGAGUGGGAUGGUACUCACCGUGGGUAAGUACGUCACCCCAGGUCUCGUCGACAUCGAUCAGACAGGGAUUUCGCCAAACUUUAUGAUGUUCCCGGGCUUUGACGCCGCGGCGAGAGAAAUCGACGCGUGCAAAGUGCCACCAAAAUAUUGA